This is a messenger RNA of Coniophora puteana RWD-64-598 SS2, 1533 nucleotides long. RefSeq names its product peptidase M24. NCBI's taxonomy places the organism in Eukaryota, Fungi, Basidiomycota, Agaricomycetes, Boletales, Coniophoraceae. The transcript has 14 exons. Bases 1 to 1533 code for a protein of 510 amino acids. Gene Ontology annotation, molecular function: manganese ion binding; metalloaminopeptidase activity. The record is from RefSeq and is a predicted model, not a curated record. Gene Ontology annotation, cellular component: mitochondrion.
AUGUCGCUUCGUCCCGUGCUCCCCGUCCUCAGAGCAGCAGCUGAAUCCUGCUCCUCCUCUCGCAGGUUGGCCCACGCUCGCAUACGCAACUACGCCUCAGAGGCUGCACUCCCAGAGAGCAAACCCUCCACCUAUGGCCAGCCUCUCUUCCAGACGCAUCCUCAUCUCCUCAAACAGGACGAACUGACCCCAGGUAUACGCGCCACCGAAUAUGAACGCCGGCGAAAGCACCUUAUGGACAGUCUCCCCGCAAACAGUGUAGUCAUAUCAGUUGCCGCACCUAUCAAAUACAUGAGCGCAAACAUCUUCUACAAAUACCGCCAGAAUUCAGACUUCUGGUAUCUUACUGGCUUCGAGGAGCCAGACGCCGCCGUCGUAUUAGAGAAAACCUCGACUUCCAAGGGUUACAGGAUGACGCUAUUUUCCAGCGGCAAGGAUUCCGACAAGGAGAAAUGGGAUGGUGCAAGGACAAGCUUCCAUGAUGCGACAUCCAUCUUCCGUGCCGACGAAGCCAUGUCCAUCCAAGACUUCCCCAGCCACCUCAAAUCCCUCACUAGCCUCUACUCGACUGUCUACGUCGAUCUCCCACCGCACGCCACGCGCAAGGGCCGCCCAGCCAAGUCCCUCCUACGCUACCUCUCCCCCGCCGUCGGCCCGCGCUCCGAGUACGAAUCCAUCCUCGAGUCGCUCUCCAGCGCUCGCCGCAAGUCGCUAGCCCCGCAUGUCUCCAAGCUCCGCGCUAUAAAAAGCGAGGACGAGCAGCGCGUCAUGCGGGCUGCCGCAGAUAUAAGUGGCCGUGCACAUGCCAAGACGAUGCGCUUUACCCGUCCUGGCAUACCAGAGGCGGCGCUGGCUGCCCAUUUUGAGUACCUGUGCAGUCUAUCAGGUUCACAGCGCCAAGCAUACGUGCCGGUGGUCGCGUCAGGUCCAAACGCUCUUAUAAUACACUACACGUACAACAACCAAGUUGUGCACGAUGGAGAAAUGGUCCUCAUGGAUGCGGGAUGUGAAUACAAUGGAUAUGCAUCAGACAUCACGCGUACAUACCCUGCCUCUGGUAAAUUCACCGAACCUCAGAGGGACCUAUACUCUGCAGUCCUCUCCGCACAGAAGAUGCUUGUCAGCAUGUGUUCAGAGUCUCAUGGUCUCUCACUAUACGAUCUGCACCGCAAGUCAUGCGAGCUCCUUCGCCAGGAGCUGAGACAACUCGGAUUUGAUCUGCGCUCAGGCGACCUUGAGCGGUGCCUAUAUCCGCAUUUCCUCAGCCAUCCCAUUGGCAUUGAUCUGCACGAGUCUAGUCAGGUAGAACGGUCCAGCCAACUCAAGGAGGGCAUGGUCAUCACCGUCGAGCCGGGCAUCUACGUACCCCCCACCCCGCAAUUCCCUACGCAUUUCCAUAAUCAAGGUAUUCGCAUCGAGGAUGAAGUGCUCGUAGGCAAGGAACACCCAGUCGUCAUUAGCGUCUCAGCUCCGAAAGAGGUCGUAGACGUAGAAGGCGCAUGCCAGGGACUGCUCGGGCUAGAACCUCUUUAA